GCCGCCGCUCCAUCAGCACCGUUCUUUCAACCAACCACCUCGACUCGACCACCCACCACGUCCUCGCCUCCCAAGUUCCAUUCCAUCCAACCGAGAGCUCAUCUCAUCACCAGUCCGACGAUCGGAGAUGCGGAUGAGCUGCAACGGCUGCCGCGUCCUGCGCAAGGGCUGCAGCGACGCCUGCACCAUCCGCCCCUGCCUGCAGUGGAUCAAGUCCCCCGAGGCGCAGGCCAACGCCACCGUCUUCCUCGCCAAGUUCUACGGCCGGGCGGGGCUGCUCAACCUGCUGGCCGCGCCGCCCGCCGACCACCUCCGCCCCGCCGCCUUCCGCUCCCUGCUCUACGAGGCGUGCGGCCGCAUCGUCAACCCGGUCUACGGCUCCGUCGGCCUGCUCUGGUCGGGCCAGUGGCAGGCGUGCCAGGCCGCCGUCGAGGCCGUGCUCAAGGGCGACCCCAUCGUGCAGGUGCAGGUCGACGCCGCGUCCGACGCCUCGCCGCCGCUCGGACCACGUCGCCACGACAUCCGCCACGUCGCCAGGGACCCCGCCGCCGCGCCCGACGUCCUCCUCCGCAGCAGCAGCCGCAAGCGCGCCGCGUCGUCUUCCACCUCCUCCAAGCACAACCAGCCCGGGAGCAGUAAGCGCGCGUCGCUCGGCAAGAACAGGCAAAGGGCAGAACAAGAGCCGGUGCCCAUGGUCGUUGAGCACGGCGAGGAGUCCGCCGGCAGCCACGACCACGACCACGACCAGCACCACCGCCUGCAGGGGUCGGAGGAGGACACCGACGUGGAGGCGGCUUCCCAUGCCCACUCCCACGUGAGCCAAGCCGAGCCAGAGCCCGAGCCCGAGACCGAGCCGCAGAGCCACGCGCCGCCAGCCUGCAGCCAGCAGCAGGCUAACCAGGAGCAUCAGGACGACGAAGACGAGGAGCUCGCGCUGGAGCUCACGCUCGGGCUGGAGCCGCUCGUCAGGCAGAGGCAGCGGCCCAAGUCUUCGCGCAGCGACUGCGAUCACAGCGGACUGAGCGCGGCGUCGAGCCUCAUGUGCUUGCGCCUGCAGCUGCCGGCCUGAUCUCUCACCUGCUAGUUCCUCACAACAGUUCUCGACUUCUCUGGCCCUGCUGCCUGUGUCAAGAUCAAGACUCACUCAGAGACAGACAACGAAGAUAGUCAUCCUAGGUUUCUGGCUAGUAUCUUUGUAAAAACGUUGCUGGACUGAACUGCACUGCACAGCGUGGUCCUAGGAUCCUUUUUGUGUCUUGCGCCAUGUACCGUAGAUGUGAUGUGAUUUGUUCAAAGUUUUUUUUUGUUUGGCUCCGGCUGUCACAAAUUUUAAUCCAUACAACAACCAAAAAACACCGAGUUCCCU
Zea mays is the source of this 1366-nucleotide messenger RNA. RefSeq lists its product as uncharacterized. NCBI's taxonomy places the organism in Eukaryota, Viridiplantae, Streptophyta, Magnoliopsida, Poales, Poaceae. The record is from RefSeq and is marked validated. Gene Ontology annotation, biological process: regulation of gene expression. The transcript has a single exon. Bases 128 to 1069 code for a protein of 313 amino acids.